AUGUUACGCACGCCCACGAGAACCAAGACUAGUUCAUUUGGAGGCUCACAGGUCGAUUUCCAGUUUCCACCUUCUGCAAUGGCCAUUCAAGACAAGUCGUCUGACAGCUUUUCAACGUCGAAUCACCAUUUAUUGAACUCCGAGCUCUUGAAGCGAGACAAUAUGUCGAACAUUUUCUCCGAUAGCUCUGCAGACAAUUCCAAUGGGAUAGAUAGCGGCAGUUAUUCUUUUGCUAAUAUUUCGGACAAUACGACAACGCGUAACCGUGCUCACAAUGGACCAAAAUUGUCACAGGCAUCAUCGUGGGGCUCGAGUGCCUCGGUUUCUCACCAGAAGUAUCCAACGACUUUGGCUCCAAGACCUAACAGUUGCGCACUCGACAAUCUGGAUCCUGGCUUUCCAUCAAUUCGAAAGUCCGAUACUGCAGCCUUUCUUCACAGAAAACGGUCUCACGAUAUACAAGGCCACCAAUCGAUCUCUACCGUUGCUUGUACCAUACCAACGGCAGAAAACAUCUCUUUCCAAAUAACGUUCGAGUCCAGUCCGAGCAAGGAAUCGCUUUUAACCGUGGGCAAGCCAGCACGGGUCGAACAAUCACAGUUAUCAAAUCGUAAAGAGAGUUUUAAGCCGGCCAGGGCGCCAUCGCGUAAGAAAAGUAUCACGUCCUACCGUUCACCUUCUAAACUGAAAAGGUCGGAUGCUAUCCGUUGCAAAGGUGGCUUGCUGCAGUUUUUCACACAAUUAGGAUGGCACGCCAAAACUAGAGUACGUCGCUGGAGGCUAGCCAUCAGAAAGAAACUUUUCACUUACAAGGCAAAAAGAUCGGCCAAAAAGAACCAAAAGCAGACUAGUUCCCACCUUAAAAGAGCCAAAAAUGGGUAUGUUUCCAAUAUCGAAAGAUCCAUUUCCAGCAACUCUAUAAAUAUAAAUUCCCGUGUCACAAGAAAUGCUAGCAAGCGCAGUACAGAGAAGAUCACUCGCGCCCAAACACCAUCCCAAACCACAUUGAGUCAAACUCAGAGUCCAUCGAAAACUACUCGGAACUCCCUUCGGCGAUCGCCUUCAUCUAUCAAAAGAGCAGCUUCGACUUUAACGCGCACAAGUACUUUUGCCAAUGCUACGAUAGGUGGUGACAAGCGCGACAGCAAUGAGCCGAAUUCCAAAACCAGGCUCGUUAGGUCUGACCGCUCCAUGUCUUUGAACUCAAUCGUUCGUCAACCCUCUAUUGUUGUGAGCAACAAAGUGAUACCUCUUUCCAAACUUAAUGGUGAAAUCAAUGACUUUAGCAUCAAAGAGGAGGAUGAAGAUGAAUAUGUCAUAGAUACCGACUACAUGAAAAGAAGUGACGACAAUCUCAGUUCAAGCUCGGAUCAGUCUUCAGGUGUCAACGACGAGGACUAUCAAGACACCUCUGAGCAGCCAUACGAUCAAGAAGCUCUUGAGCUUUCUCAUGAAAAGGUAACAGUGGCAUUGGAUGCUUGGAACCACUAUCUACGCGCGGUCGUGGCUCAGCGCAUCUCGACCAGGCUUCAGAUCCGUAAAUUUCAGCAUUCUGGCACCGAAGCUGAGUGCCAGAAACUCAUUGACGCCCUCAUUUCCGACUAUGAUGACAACUCUUCGAGUCGUUACGACAGCGAUCUCGAGACUGAGCUCACACCCAUGUCAUCAAUCAAUACCACGAACGAUGGGGUUGCCAGUCGCGUUGUUUCCGAUGUAGCUUCAAAGACAAAUGAAAGCAUACUAUCUUUCAAACCUUUGAGCACAGUUUUUCAUGGCAAUGUCAAAAGGUCUCUGACGCUACCAAUUGGACUUCGGGUGUAA
Messenger RNA from Lachancea meyersii CBS 8951, 1821 nucleotides. The record is from the annotation of a GenBank genome assembly. NCBI's taxonomy places the organism in Eukaryota, Fungi, Ascomycota, Saccharomycetes, Saccharomycetales, Saccharomycetaceae.